ACUCGGUGGAGGUUGUGAGUGCCCAGCAGUGUGGGCUGAAUCUCCGUGGGGUUUAGGGAGACGAAAGGACCCCAGAUCGACGUCCCCUCGUUCCCACUUUGGGGAUCGGCGCUCUGGCUGGUGAAAGAGAGAGAGGAACUCAGAGUGGUUUUCCAGAUGGGAAUCACAUUGCUCUCUGUCCCUGAGAUCUUGCUGGAGACAGGGCUACUCAGUCCUCUUUGCUGGGUCAUCUGUUCCAGAGGAAACAUGUGUCGUUCUGACUGAGCCCCUGCCUGUCUGUCACCUUAAGAACCAGUCAAUUCAUAUGGUCCACAUAUCAAGGUCUCCUGUGCCCAGAGAGAGAGAGGAUUUCAUUUCAACCAUCACCAUCACCACCAUCAUCAUCAUCACCGGGAGGGGUUGUUGAAUUGAUAUUGGAAAAGCAGUUUCUAUUGAGCCCCCAAAUGAAGAGUGAGUGCAGAUGAAGAGGAGGCAGGACUCACAAGCCCUUGACCUUCAUUCCAGACCCAUUAGCACCUACAGGACCCUGCACCGGGAUUUCAUCUGCACUGUCAGCUUCUUCAAAGAGAGAGAGGUUGUUGAAUUGAUAUUGGAAAAGCAGUUUCCCACUGAGUCUCAAAUGAAGAGAGAGUGCAGAUGAAGAGGAGCUCUUCAUGUGGAUGUCUGAGCUCCUAUCAGGUGUCUGAAAGAGGCAGAUUCUGAGGAUUUGGGUCAUGAUGGCUGCCAAAGCUUCUACGCCUGACUUAAAGGGCAACAAUCCUAGGAGACCACCAGCACUUACAUCCCUGGUGGGACAUGACACCUGCUUAUGGCCCAGAAGUGACAAAAGAGAAUUAUCAGGAUGGCAGUCCUUAUAACCAGAUGCUUAUAAACAUUCUUCACUACAUUCUGAAGAUGAAUUUCUACAAGGGAAAUUGUUUAUGGAGGCAGCAGAUGGCUGAAAUUCUGAUGCAAUGUGGCUGGUUAAUGCACGAUCUGAAAACUCCUGCACUGGUGAUUUUGGGACAGAUCUAGAAUAUACCAAUAAAUAUAUUAACAUACCAAGUAGUCCAGGAGCAGCCACUGGGCAAACACCAAACCUUGCAUCCCCGGUGCUGUCUCUGAGCUCAACAGACAUGUCUUUGCAGAAGAGUUCUAUAAUGGUGGUACAAUGGCGCCCCCCUCAUGACAGAAGCUUGAACUACAGCUUGAACAUCGUGUGACAUGGUGAAUGAAUUUAUUGAGCCCUAGAAAGAAGGAAUAUUAAAGAAGAGCAAAGAAUAAUAGCUGUACAGAAGAUGGGGGUCAUUUAACCUGUAUCCUAGUUGCCAGACCUGUAAAGUGACCACGGGACCUGGGGGAGGCAGCAGAUGACCGAAAACCUGAAGUGAUGUGGCUGAAUACUGCAUGAUCCGAAGACUCUGCACUGGUGACUGAGAAAAAUAGGCCCAGCACUGCCUCUGCGUGCAACCCUGCUGGUCUGGCCCAGGCGCGGGGCGGGGCCAGCACGAUGAGCGCCCCAGGCAGCCCAGACCAGGCCUACGACUUCCUGCUCAAGUUCCUGCUGGUGGGCGACAGCGACGUGGGCAAGGGCGAGAUCCUGGAGAGCCUGCAGGACGGCACAGCCGAGUCCCCGUACAGCCACCUGGGGGGAAUCGACUACAAGACGACCACCAUCCUGCUGGACGGCCAGCGGGUGAAGCUGAAGCUCUGGGAUACGUCGGGGCAGGGAAGAUUUUGUACCAUAUUCCGCUCCUACUCUCGUGGUGCACAAGGAGUGAUCCUGGUCUACGACAUUGCAAACCGCUGGUCUUUUGAGGGUAUGGAUCGAUGGAUUAAGAAGAUCGAUGAGCAUGCCCCCGGUGUCCCUAAAAUCCUGGUGGGGAAUCGCCUACAUCUGGCAUUCAAGAGGCAGGUGCCCAGGGAGCAGGCCCAGGCCUAUGCUGAGCGCCUGGGCGUGACCUUCUUUGAGGUCAGCCCUCUGUGCAAUUUCAACAUCAUAGAGUCUUUCACGGAGCUGGCCAGAAUCGUGCUGCUGCGCCACAGGUUGAACUGGCUCGGGAGGCCGAGCAAGGUACUGAGCUUGCAAGACCUCUGCUGCCGCACCAUCGUGUCUUGCACGCCUGUGCAUCUGGUAGACAAGCUCCCGCUCCCCAUUGCCUUAAGAAGCCACCUCAAGUCCUUCUCCAUGGCUAAGGGCCUGAAUGCCAGGAUGAUGCGAGGCCUCUCCUACUCCCUCACCACCAGCUCUACCCACAAAAGGAGCAGCCUCUGCAAAGUGAAGAUCGUCUGCCCACCCCAGAGCCCACCCAAAAACUGCACCAGAAACAACUGCAAAAUUUCUUAAGGAAGGCACCAAAAGGAAACAAGCUGGAAUCGCUCCAAGAAAAACUGAAUGGUUACACCUGGAAGAGGGAAGAUGCAUUCCAGAUUCAAAGAAAUAACGUUUUCAGUUUCUCAUGGGAACAGUGCUGCUUGGGAAUGUGUGUG
Messenger RNA from Piliocolobus tephrosceles (Ugandan red Colobus), 2469 nucleotides. RefSeq names its product RAB40A like (gene RAB40AL). Lineage: Eukaryota; Metazoa; Chordata; Mammalia; Primates; Cercopithecidae. The coding region runs from base 1490 to 2326 and encodes 278 amino acids. The transcript has 12 exons. Gene Ontology annotation, molecular function: GTPase activity; GTP binding. Gene Ontology annotation, biological process: intracellular signal transduction. The record is from RefSeq and is a predicted model, not a curated record.